CUGUAUUCCUUACCUCACCUGUACCAUCACUGGACCCACCGUCAUCGACACUGGUGGCACUAUGAAGACUGUCGAGGAUCGUUGUGCGUAUUCUCUGCUGCACUUUGUUCAUAACAAGUCUGUGGACGUGUUGGCAAAGUUCCAGGAACGUCGUCGGAAAGAUGUGAGCUUUCUGGAGUACGUAACACUGAACAUAACGGACAACGGCAUCCAUUACAUUCGCCUGGAACAAGGCGGGAGAGUUUGGGUGAACGACGCAUUAGUUGACCUUAACAGCACGCCUCAGGAGUUUCACAAUGUGAUGCUCUCUAAAGACGAAUACGGAGUCACUGCAAAGCUCUCGAUUGACAACAAAAAUACCACUGUCUUCUUUGACGGCCUCACCGCUCAGCUCUAUUUUGAAGAAAAUGUGAGCCCUAAGGGACUGGACGGUCUGUGUGGAUCCAGGCCUGUGGAUGAUAAUCGGAUCAAUGAAGCCGGCAACUCAAGCUGUGAAACGGCGUACACAGAGCCUGAUGACGAUACGUUCAACUCCACCGUGGCGGCGAUGAGCUGUCAGCUCCUGGAUCAGGAGGCCUUUGCAGCCUGCAGUGAGCACAUCAGCCCACAACCCUACAAAGACGCCUGCCACCACACUUUGACCAAAUAUCGCGCAGUGGACCGUCUCAGCUGUCAGUUUCUGGAAGCCUUUGCUCAAGUCUGCAACCAUCGUGGCAUCCCCCUUCAGGACUGGAGGACAAAUGCCAGCUGCUCCCCCCCUGAGAUCUUCUGUCAGGACAGGACCUGCAGCGCUCACGAGUUCUGUGGCGAGAAGACGCCCGGCGGCGACACUCGCUGCUUCUGUCGGGCCAUUUUUGCCUCCAAGUACAACGACAGUUUCGGUGAACCGACAAGCUGCAGCCAGGACUCAGGCCAGGUCUCAGUCUCUCUGGUCGGCUGUCUCCUGGAGAACAAAGGCAUCGACUACUCCGCCUUACACCUGAACAACGACACCUGCAGGGGUCAGAUGGACGAAGUCACCCACAUGGUGACCUUCAGCUACAACAGCAGCAACACCUGUGGAGCCUACGUUGUGACCAAUGAUCACCAAACUACCUUCACCAACACUAUCAUGACCCAGGCGGCCGGUGACAUCAUCACUCGCCACGACCAAGUCAACAUCAACUUCUCCUGCAUCCACACUCAGCCGAAAAUGCAGUUUGCGUCCUUCAGGAUCAGAGACAGCUCUGUGUUCCAGAACAUCACCUCCGGAGCCUUUAAUUACAAUCUGACCAUGAAGGCCUACAGCGACCCCGCCCACACACAAGCUCUGUUGGAGAGAAGUGAACACUUUCUCAGCCACAAGACAGCAGUAUGGGGUCUCUCUAGAGUAGGGCAAUCAGGACCCCUCCUGGAGCCAGGCCAGGGAGGGGAGCUCUCCAGUGAGCACUGGUGA
Molecule: messenger RNA, 1435 nt
Organism: Stegastes partitus (bicolor damselfish)
Lineage: Eukaryota; Metazoa; Chordata; Actinopteri; Pomacentridae
Product: alpha-tectorin-like
Exons: 10
Cellular component (GO): extracellular matrix
Source: RefSeq, a predicted model, not a curated record